Messenger RNA from Polyodon spathula (Mississippi paddlefish), 17260 nucleotides. RefSeq names its product protein bassoon-like. NCBI's taxonomy places the organism in Eukaryota, Metazoa, Chordata, Actinopteri, Acipenseriformes, Polyodontidae. Gene Ontology annotation, biological process: protein localization to synapse; presynaptic active zone assembly. Gene Ontology annotation, molecular function: structural constituent of presynaptic active zone. The record is from RefSeq and is a predicted model, not a curated record. The transcript has 11 exons. Gene Ontology annotation, cellular component: GABA-ergic synapse; axon; glutamatergic synapse. Bases 100 to 11469 code for a protein of 3789 amino acids.
GAGUGGCUUUGCUUAAAUUGCCAGACACAGAGACUGCUUUCAGGCAGCCUGGGAGAUGCACCACUUCCUGUACCUCAACCAUCUCCAAAACAUCAAGCCAUGGGCUCACCCCAACACCAGACGCCUCUUGGGACCAAUCAGCAGUCACCACAGCAGAAGGGACCCAAUCAACAGCUAGGGGCGGGGCAGGCCCAGCAGCAGAAACCUCCUACUACUCAAGGGAGUGCAUCCUUCUCCCCAGCAAAGCAUCAUGGUGUCCCUGCGCAGGACCAGCCUCCUGCCCAGGCAGUGCACGGUGUGGCCAGCGAGGCGCACAAACAGCAGCAGGCUCAGGAGGAGGACAGGAUGCACCUAAAAGCAGGACAGGAGGCUGUGGCUCCAGCUGUCUCCAAAGAGACCACCAAACAAGUACCAAAAAAUGGAGGGGAACCUGAACAAAUCUCUGCAGUGCCCCUAGCAAAAGACAGCAAGAAAGCUGCAGAGUCUCAUAAAGUCAGACACCACGAAGAGACUAAGACAUCAAGUACCCAAGACUUAUCACGCAGCCCUCAGAGCCAAAGUGAUACAGGAUACUCGUCCGAUGGGAUCUCCGGCUCUCAGAGUGAAAUCACAGGGCUAAUCCAAGAAGAGGAGAUGAUCCUGAACAAAAGGGGGAUUGUUGAGCACAGCCCUCCCAGUCCGUCUGAACUCACCAAGCUGGAGAGCACCAUGCGGCCACUGCUAGAGUCCAAGUCUAUCUCUGGUCAGGAACAGGGAGGGAAGCAGCAUCAACAUCAAGACCCCAGGGAAGAGCAGAAGCAAAAGCAGAGGCCCCGCUCACUGUCCAUCACCCCGGAGGCCUUUGAUUCGGACGAGGAACUUGAGGACAUCCUGGAAGAAGAUGAGGACUCAGUGGAGUGGGAACAAAGGCGUGACCAGAGGGACAGUGUGAUUGAGUCAUCAGAUGACUUCAGCAGCAAGCUACGCCAUGACUAUGUGGAGGACAGCAGUGAGAGUGGGUUCUCUCCACUCCCUGGCAGGCAGAGGAAGACAGAGCCAGAAAUUACAGAUGAGGAGUUCAUGAGAAGGCAGAUCAUGGAGAUGAGUGCCGAGGAGGACAACCUGGAUGAGGAUGAAGGCUAUGGUUACCCUAAGCCAAAGAAGAGCCACAAGCACAGCACAGAUUCAGGAAAAGAGUCAAAACGGCGCCUUCCUCACAACUCAAGCAGUCUGUAUGAAGAAGAAGGAAAAGUUACUGGAGAUUCCUACAAGGGCACUGCAGUAGAAGGAGAAGAAGACCUGAUGGCUUCCCAAGGAGGUUUACGACGCUUCAAGACCAUUGACCUGAAAAAUACCAAUAGCUAUGGUCGAGAAAUGGAGCUCAGCAAUGAGAAUGACCUCAGCCUGGACCGGGAGCCAGAGCUGGAAAUGGAGAGUUUGACCGGAUCUCCAGAUGAGAGGUCCAGGGGGGAGUAUUCAUCAACUCUGCCCCCAACAACCCCCAGCUACACCUCCGGCACAUCCCCAACAUCAGUCUCCUCCAUGGAAGAAGACAGCGAUAGUAGCCCCAGCCGCAGGCAAAGGCUGGAAGAAGCCAAGCAGCAGCGGAAAGCAAGACACCGUUCCCAUGGGCCACUGCUGCCCACUAUUGAAGACUCCUCUGAGGAAGAGGAGCUGCGGGAAGAAGAAGAACUGCUGCGGGAGCAAGAGAAGAUGCGAGAGGUGGAGCAGCAAAGGAUCCGGAGCACUGCAAGGAAAACCAAGAGGGAUAAAGAAGAAUUACGUGCACAGAGACGCAGAGAGAGAUCCAAGACUCCUCCAAGCAAUCUCUCCCCUAUUGAGGAUGCCUCUCCAACUGAAGAGCUGAGACAGGCUGCUGAAAUGGAAGAGCUGCACAGAUCAUCUUGCUCAGAGUAUUCGCCUUCUAUUGAUUCAGAAGCAGAAGGGUUUGAGAUGAUUGCUUCCAAGCUGUACAAGUCUGGCAGUGAAUACAACUUGCCAACCUUUAUGUCACUCUACUCCCCAACUGAAAAGCCAACAACCACAUCAGCCUCUUCUGCCAGCAAGCCUCUGAAAAGUGCAGAUGAGGUCUAUGAGGAAAUGAUGAGGAAGGCUGAGAUGCUGCAAAAGCAACAGAAGCAGCAGACACAACAGCUCAAGCAAGGGCAAACAUACAAUAACACAUACCAGCAGGAAGACUUUAGAAGCACAGGGCAGCAGGACAGUGAUCAGUACCAAUAUGAGGCUAACUAUGGCUAUGGAAAAGACAUAGUGUCUUCUCAAACUGCAUUCCAAAACAACAUAACCAAGGCUGAGGGCAUUUAUGAAGAGAUCCUGCAGACAUCGCAGAGCAUCUCCAAAAUGCAGUCUUCUUUGCAGCAACAAAAAAUCUGUCAGAUGACAGAAGGCAGUACCUACCAGGACAAACAAUUGUUAGAUACAGGGCCUGUCUUUACUAAAUUGCUAGAACAAAACAGUGCCCCCCUUACUCCUGGGACAAGCCCCACCCAGCUUUCAGCACCUGUCUCAUUUUCAGGGACAUCAGGGAAUGAACCAGGGGAAACUGGGACCAGGGGGAUCCCUGAUGUUCAUGUGACACAGCAUUUCAUGAAGGAGGCACAGAAAGAAAGAGCGAAGAGCCAAGACUCUUCAAUAGGAGCAACCUCCACUCCAGUGACAACUACAGCUUCUUAUGUCGUUUAUGGAAGGGAGUCAACAGCUACCACUCAGGUCAUAACAGGUCAAACAGCAACUUUGACUAGCUACGGAUGUCAGUCUGAACCAAUUAGUACUGCUUCAGCCUCUGCAGGGUACAAUCAGGGUUAUAGUCAAAGAGACAGCAUAUCUGGGGACAAAAGGGUUCAGGAGAACAGGGGGGUCCAGGUCCGAGACAGCUAUGAGGCUGGGAGUGUAAAUCUUGCAUCCAAAAACUACUACAACAGCUCCAGCCCCCCUAUUUCUCCAUCCUCCUCCCCCACACAGAGCCCCACCCACUCACCCUCCAGUGCUACCUCCCCAGUUAUGGCACAGGGCACCCAGACUCCACACCGGGCCAGCUCACCACGUCUUUUUAGGCAACAAUCCUCGCAAGGCUCACCUUUUAUGGUUAUCACUCUGGGGUCCGAUUCGACCAGUCCAGGCAAACCUUUGACUGUCAACUCUUCCACCUCUCCUGUGUCUUCGCCAACUAGACUGAGUCGUCAACAGACUCUUCAUGGUUAUGACCAAUCUGCAAGUCCUCCAUCAUCGCCUCAGCACCAACAGCAACAACAAUCACCACAGCACCCCUUAUACAAGUCACAGGCUGAUAGAGUGUCAUCAACCACUGCAGGUACCUAUAGCCGUGGUUCUUUGUCCAUGGAGAAUAUCUCCUUGUGCAGAAUCUCCACUGUUCCUGGGACUUCCAGAGUAGAGCAAGGCCCAAGGCUACCCAACGGGAGUGUGGUGGAUUUACGUAUUGCCAGCAAGUCAUACCCAGUUAUCAUGACAGAUAAGGGCAUGGACCUAACUUCCGUUGCAACAGAGAGCCGCAGGUUCUCUCUGGGAUCUGAGGAAAGCCUUAACCGCCAUUCUACAACAGUGCAACCACUCAUCAUGAACCUAAAUGCCCAGGAACAGCCCCAUGUGGCAAUAUCAACGCCAACCACAGUUAGCAUCACAGUGGCAGCUUCCAUGUUCACCUCCCAGCCAAAGCAACGUAUGGUUUACGGAGACCCCUUCCAGAACCGGGUAGACAUUGGACAAGGAUCAAGGUCUGCAGUGUGCCUGACACAGGCCAAACAGCCUGCCAUUAAUGCCCAGGACUCUAUCCCAAAGAUAGAUGCCAAACUGGAAGACCUCGGCAUUCAGCAGCAAAAACUUCAGCAACAGCAGCAGCAUUUGCAACAGCAGCAACAACAUCUGCAACAACAGCUCCAGCACCAUCAACAACAGCAGCAGCAUCUGCAACAGCAGCAAGCAAUGUUUUCCAGGUAUAACCUGGCCAACCAGGUUCAACCCUUGGUCAAGAAAGACAUGAUGGUCAGCGAGACUAGUAGUGCCCAGACUGUAGUCAGUGUCAGUGCAAUUCCCAGGGCAGCACCUCUGGCUGAUCAAGAAGUACCAGCUGUUGCAAUUGCUCCAGCUCCUCCUCUUGACCUUUACAGCAAUGUUAAUUUGGAAUUAAAGACUAAAACGCCAGCUGUCAAUCUUUUGGAUGUGAAACCAAAUGUUAUGAUGGUGCAAGUGGACAGUGCCUCCCAGGGUGCCACCGUCACUCAGCUUGUGAAACCAGAUCAGCCCCCUGAUGCCCUGGAUCUUACAGGGAUAAAGUCAGAGAACCAGGUAGCCUGCUGUGAUGUGGUCUACAAAUUCCCCUUUGGUGGCAGCUGCACAGGAGCCAUUUCCCAGCCACCAGAGAAAACCUCUGUGCCAGCGGCUGAACUGCCACAGAGUAACCUCCCACCUUCUGCUCCUCAGUACUAUGGAAAUGGGAAACAAGAACCAAGCCAAGAGAGCUAUCAGUACCGCGAACAACUGGAGUCUAGUCAUGGCUUCAUGGAUAAUCGAAAAAUCUACCCUCUACCUUUCUCUGGGCGGCUGUCCAUCUCUGACACCAACCUUUCUGAAGCUGGGCUAAAUUAUUAUCAAACAAAAAAUCAUCCCACCUUCCAUGGUCCUGGAGGUGAUCUAGCUGUUGACCUUAGCACAAUGAAACAGCCAUACAGUGGCAGUUUCUCAGGUGGAGGGUACUUUGGCUUGGGAAUGCAGUAUGGCUCCUAUACAGACCUGCGGCACCAGGGUGACGUGAUGAGUCAACCCUUGCCAAUGCGGCGGUACAACUCUAUGUCGAACAUCAACACAGAUUAUGGUUACUCCCCACGGGAACUUUCCAACUUCCAAGAGUCCAGCCUGGCCCAAUACAGUGCCACCACUGCAAGGGAGAUCAGUAGGAUGUGUGCAGCUCUGAACUCAAUGGACCAGUUUGCUGGAAGGUAUGCCAAUAACCCUGAUCUACUGCAAUAUGCAUCCACAGGAGCUGAAGGGGCUGCUGCAAGACUCAAUUUGUUAUCUGGUCAGCAGGACCUAUCAGCCAUUAAAGCCAACCUGAUGUACGGCCCCAACUUUUCCGAUAGUCGCCAGGUUGCACAUGGUCAAGCCUUUGGUAACUUUCCGCAAUACAAUGUAUCGAGCGCUAGGCUAGCUGGCAUAAGGCAGAUGUACCCUUCAGGUGUCAGAGCUGCUGAUGGCAUGAUCUACUCUACCAUAAACACCCCCAUUGCCUCCACCCUGCCCAUAACUACCCAGCCUGCUUCUGUCCUGCGGCCUAUGAUUAGGGGCCUCUACAGGCCCUACCCUCCAGGAAACAUGACGGCUGUGCCAUUGGUCAGCAUAUCUGGCUUGCCCCUGGUUACUCCAAGGAUGCCUCUGUCCUCCCAGGGACCUUACCGUUACCCUCCUCCCAACCGAUUUAAUACAGCCCCAGUGACUGCCACCACCACUACCAAUACCACAGUCUUGGAAACGCCUGUCUACCUGGGGAGGCCCUCAGGAAUGCCAGCAGCACCCAAUACCAUCAAUAUGGGGAUGACGAACAUGCAGGCUGGUAGAGCCCCUACAACAGCAAUGAUGGUGGGACAGGCAGUUGCAGCACCCACCAACCAACAACAGUUGCAGAUGCAGCACGAGCAACAGACCCAGCCACAGCAUCCUUAUCAAACCUACCCUCAAACACAGGUUCAAUCACAGCCUCAGUCACACCCUCAAACACACCCUCAAAUGCACCCUCAAGCACAGCCUCAAACAAACCCUCAAACACAACCUCAAACACACCCUCAGAUGCACCCUCAAGCAUACCCACAAAUGCACCCUCAAGCACAGCCUCAAACAGACCCUCAAACACACCCUCAAACACACCCACAAAUGCACCCUCAAGCACACCCUCAAGCACACCCACAAAUGCACCCUCAAGCACACCCUCAAACACACCCUCAAAUGCACCCUCAAAUGUACCCUCAAACGCAACAUCAAUCACACCCUGAAACACACCCUCAAAUGCACCCUCAAGAACAGCCUCAAUCACACCCUCAAACGCAACAUCAAUCACACCCUGAAACACACCCUCAAAUGCACCCUGAAGAACAGCCUCAAUCACACCCUCAAAUGCACCCUCAAGUGCAACCUCAACCACAGCAUCAACCACACCCUCAAACACAACCUCAAAUGCACCCUCAAAUGUACUCUCAAACACAACCUCAAACACACUCUCAAAUGCACAUUCCAAGUCAACCUCAAACACAGCCGCAAAUACAUUCUCAAGAACAGCCUCAAGCACAGCCUCAAGUACAGUCUCAGUCACAGCCUCAAACCCAACCUCAAUCACAGCCUCAGACUCAACCCCAGCCUCAGGCAGCUCCAGAAGCCACUUCAAGCAGCAGUGGCAAAAAUGCAGAGAAAGACAAGGAGGAGGAAAGGCUGCGUUGGCAGCAGGAGCAGCUGCUGCAGUUUGAGAGGGAGCGGGUGGAGCUGGAGAAGCUGCGGCAGAUGCGCCUGCAAGAGGAGCUGGAGCGGGACCGUGUGGAGCUGCAGAGGCACAGGGAGAAGGAGCAAAUGCUGGUGCAGCGUGAGAUUCAGGAGCUGCAGACUAUCAAACAGCAGGUGUUACAGCAACAACAUGUCGAGAGGGAGACCCAGCUUGUGAUGCAGAGGGAACAGCUGGCCCAGCAGAAGAUGCAGCUAGACCAACUACAGAACUUGCAGCAGCAGCUCCAGCAACAACUGGAAGAGCAGAAAAGACAGAAGAUAGCAGCAGCGGCGGCAGUGGCAGCGGCGGCAGCAGUAGCGACAGCAGCAGCAGCGACUCCUGGGACAGGAGGACAAGUAGGAGUAGCAGGGGGAGCAGUGAUAGGAGGAGAAGUGCCACCUGAUCUACAGAGGACCAUGGGCCAGAACGGGCCAUACUGGCAGCCCUAUGUGGAAGGUGGGGUAAUUCAAGGAGUAAUUCCUCCUAGGCCUCUGCCCAGUUCUGCUUCAGAAAUGUCCUUGAGGAAUGAGGAGCAUGUGGAGACACAAGGCAUGAAGAAGCACAACUCUGUGCCUCGUCUAAGGGAUGGAAUGGAAAUUGAGGAGGCUCAGCACUCGGUGAAGAGGAUCGCAGACAGCAGUGCACAGACUGAUGAUGAGGAUGGGGAGAAGUAUAAUAUGUCGAGACGGAGGCGAGCCCAUCGCAGUGUGGACUGUAGUGUGCAAACGGAUGACGAGGACAACGAGGAGUGGGAGCAGCCUGUCCGACGGAGGCGCUCACGAUUUUCCAAGCACUCUGAUUCUGGCUCAGAGGGCAAAUCUGAGUCUUCGAAGGGCACCUCCAGCAUUGCAAUCCAGACGAUCAGCGAUAGCUCAUGUCAGACUGAUCCUGACCAACUAGGGAGAGUGUCACCGGCCAUCCACAUAACAACGCCUGACCCCAAGGUUGAAAUUAUCCGUUAUAUCUCUGGCCCAGAGAGAACCCAAAAGGGAGAAAGCUUGGCCUGCCAGACAGAACCAGAGGCCCAGUCUCAAGGGGUGGUGAUCCCGCAGCUUACAGUCCCCACCACCGUCACCCCCUACUCCAACAACAUCCAGCUAGUGACUUCUGGACCACUGGAUCCUCAUUCCUCCCGGCUCCAAGGGUUGGCCAAGUUUGAAAAGAAGAAGCCCGACCCAUUGGAGAUCAGCUACCAGUCCAACCACCUUCACAAUGAGUCCCUCUCCCACCUGGUCCGCCAACCCCCCAAGUCCCCACAGGUUCUCUACUCCCCUGUCUCCCCACUUUCACCCCACCGUCUCCUGGAGACCUCCUUCUCCUCCAGUGAGCGACUCAACAAGGCUCACGUCACCCCACAGAAGCACUUCACUGCCGAGUCUCCCCAAUGCCAGCAGACCCUGCCCCGGCCAAUAAAAACCAUGCAAAGGUCCAUGUCCGACCCAAAGCCUAUCAGCCCCACCUCUGAAGACCCUGCCAAGGCCAGGUUCUCCAUGUACCAGCAGCAGUCUCUUCAAAACAAUCAGCAGAGCUCCCUGAUCAGGAAGGUGAAGAGGACUUUGCCCAGCCCACCUCCAGAGGAAGCUCACCUCCCCAUCGCCACCCCACAGCUUCCCCAGAUGUAUAUGCCUACCCUACCCCAAAAGGUGGGGCCCAGGCCGUUCCAGGCCACCAAAGCCAGUCUGCUGAAAGACAUCACCCAUGAGCUGAAGGUGGUGGAGCAGGAGUCCACCAAGCUGCGCAAGCAGCAGGCCGAGCUGGAGGAAGAGGAGAAGGAGAUUGAUGCCAAGCUGCGGUACCUCGAGCUGGGAAUCACCCAGAGGAAGGACACCCUGCUGAAGGAGAGGGAACGGAGGGAGCUGGCCUACAUUAGGUGCAUGGGAGACACUCAUGACUACAUGUCAGACAGCGAGCUCAGCAACAUUCGAAUCGCCACCACGUAUGAAGGAAAUGGGCUUUUGACCAGGCCCAGCACGGCUCCCAUGAAUCAGUUCUCUGAGUUCUCCACCGCCCAGUACCCUACCACUUCCUCCUUCAUCACCUACCAGUACCAGCCAACCCAAACAGUCCCACUGGGCACAACCACUUACCAGCAAUCUGGGUUUCAGCCUCCUCAAUACCAAACACCCACUAACACCCAACAGCAAAUGCCACAGCAAAUUCCACAGCAAAUGCUACAGCAACAGCCACAGCCACAGCCACAGCCACAGCCACAGCCACAGCCACAGCAACAGCCACAACAACAGCCACAGCAACAGAACACCUUCCAGACCCAUCAGCAAGCUCCAGCUUACAACACACAGAGCACUUUUCAGCCACCUAUCUUUGCCCAGAACCAGCCCUAUCAGUCUGAUCUCGGAGUGCAGAACCAUCCAGGCUUUCAGCCCCCUGUGUCCUACCAAGCGCAGACCACAUACCCAAGCCAGACAUCCUACCAGCCUGGCCAAAAUGUACCUUUCCAACCGCAGGCUGAGAUCCCUAGUGUUCACCAGAAGCCACGGCAGACCUCCCUGGCCGACCUUGAGCAGAAAAUGCCCACCAACUACGAGGUCAUCAGCAACUCCACUGUGGUUGUGACCUCCGCUGUCCCUGAAGUCACCUAUACCUCCACCACUGUGGCUAAUAACUAUGGUCAGUACAAGCCUCCUGAGACCACGCUGGCAGACCGGAUGAACGUUGUUGAAUGCCCCACGUCUGUCUACUCUUCUGAAUCAGUCUACACCAACCUGGAGCAGAACAUUCCCCGCAAUUAUGUCAUGAUCGACGACAUCAGCGAGCUGACCAAACAGAACUCUGGCACAUCUUCAGAGAUGGACAAGCCCGAUACACAGACCCACUCUUCCAACGGGCACUACGGGAAGGACCGGUAUGAGCUGAGUGAGAAUGGGAACUCCACAAGAGGCAGCUCCUACUCUAGAGCAGAGGAGGAAUCUGAGGAAGAUAUGUACGACCACCAUGGCAGGGGUAAGAACAGCAGCAACUACAAUCAGAGAAGUGGUGACAGUCAUGGCAGAAUGGGCAGCAACAGCAGUAGCGUGGGUGGGGGAUCCUCCUAUUAUUAUGACGACUACAAGCACUCCUCAUCACGCGACAAGCAUGGAUCCAGCAUGGGCGUCCAGAAGCAUUCCUCCAAGAAUCUGGCCCCAGCAGUGGUAUCCUCCAAACGCAGCAAACACAGGAAGCAGGGCAUGGAACAGAAGAUCUCCAAGUUCUCCCCCAUUGAAGAAGCCAAGGAUGUGGAGUCUGACAUGGCCUCCUACACCAUCACCCCAUCCUCUGGUGGCAACUGCCAUGUAAUGUCCAGGGCAAAGAAGCUCCAAGAUGAGAUCACAUAUGGCUUGAAAAAGAACAUCUAUGAUCAACAGAAGUAUUACGGCACAUCCAGCCGGGAUGCCUACGAGGAAGACGAUCGCAUAUACAGCAGCGGGAGGUCGAGGUCCACAGGCUACGGGAUGGACAAGAUCUCGUCAAGAGAUUCGGGCAACCACAGGAGCAAGUCCUAUGAGAGGGAUGCCAUGGAGCGAUCCCAGAGGGGUAGUCAGAGCCGUGGACGGCCCUCCAUGCGCUCCCAGAACUCUGAGGAGGAGAGCCCGCUCAGCCCUGUGGGGAAGCCCAUGGGUGUCGGCCAUGGUCCUGGAGGGUCAGAGCCACCUGAUAGCCGAAAUCAAUACGGCUCCAGCCACUCCCUGCCUGACGUGCAGGAUCACAUCAAGGAUAUACCCAGAAGCCACACCUACAAGCCCGACGAUGCUUACGUCAUGGAUGACCUGCAUUGUGCUGUGUCUGACAGUGAAGUCUGCUCGCCCUACUCACCGACGGAUAUGGAGAUUGACUGUGAUCUGUGUUUGGUUUCCAAAGCCUAUCAUUUGGGGCAGGAGGAGACGGACUGGUUUGAGAAACCACGGGAGUCCCGCUCUGAGAGGUCCCGGUACUAUAGCAGUACUGGCGGUAGCAGUGGGCACUCUUCACAGAAGCGGGACCAUAUCAAGCACACAUACCAUGACUACGAUGAGCCUCCUGAUGAGGACCUGUGGCAGCAGGAUGACUAUGCCCAGCCUCGCCAUUCCUCAUCCACUUCCCGGGACAGCAGGCACCAUGGGACCAACUCUGGGAGACACUCUUCCACCUCCCGCCAUUCCUCCGAAGAGCCCAGGUCCUCUAGAUCCUCCAAGCAGCAUUCCAAGGAUACUUCUAUGCGCCACGAGUCCAGGCAGCAGCCAGGCUCUUCAUCCUCCUCCAAGAGGAGCCAGCCUUCUGACCAGAGAUCUUCACAGGGCUACCACUCUUCAGAUUACUCACGCCAGCCCACCAGUCACCACCAAGGUUCUUCGGAAGGUCAGAGAUUACAGAAGCAGCCACUGCAGUCCCAGCAGCCACUGCAGUCCCAACAGCCGCUGCAGUCCUCCCGGAAGCAGGACAUGCAGUCUCAGCAACCGCCGUCUUCAAGGCAACAGCCGUCAUCUCAGCAGCCGUCGUCACGGCAACAACAGCAGCCACCCCAGCAGCAGCCGGGAAGGCAGCCGACGCCUCAGCAGCAGCAGGGGCAACAAACGCAGCGCACCCAGCAGCAACAGGCACAGACGUCAGCGACACGGCAACCGCAGAUGCAGCAACAGCCGGCGCCUGCACAGCAGCAGCCAGUACAAGCACAGCAGCAGCAGCCAAAGCCAGGCCAGGUUGCAGCCCGGGGUCCACAAGCAGGCCCUCCACAGACAACAGCGGUGAAGACAGAAUCGGCAGAUGCUUCCAAACUGUCUGCUAAGCCGACACAACAGCCAGCUAAAGCACCCCUGCCAACGACCCCGGCAACUGGCAUAGGUUCAAAAGCAGUCCCAAGACCUGGGGGAGUGGGGGGCGCUGCUGCUGCUGGACAGCCAGCGACAGACGAGAGUGUGCUCUCCAAAAUCUUACCUGGGGGGGCCGCGGAGCAGGCCGGCAAACUCGGAGAUGCUGUGUCUGCAUUCGGAAAGAAAUUUACUUCAUUGUGGUGAGCAGCUAAGCAGUGGGAUUUCUGGAGUGGAUAAGGAGAAAGACUCCAGGCUUUGUAUUGGAAAAACCUAUGAACAACCCCCUUGUGUAUUUCAUAUAAGAGAGAGAAACGUGGGACUCUGAGUGUGCACAGACGCCUGUAUCCAAGGUGACUUGCAGAGACUCUUCUGAUAGACUUUUCAUUUAUAUCCAGCCAACAGUGGAUUGGAAUCAAUGAUGCCCAGACAGCACUGGAGAUCCUGAACAUGCACAUCUGUUGAAGAAGAGACUUUUAUUGUUUUAUUGCUCAGGCAGGAGCACAGAGAGGACAAUGUCGCUACUGCACCUUCAACCAAUAUCCAACAUGGUUCAGACAGGCUUUUGGAUGUGGCCUGCCACUGGCUAUAUCUUAGCUGAUUUAGAUGACCCAGAGAUGAACAACUGAAAGGAAACUUCAGAGCCAUGAGAUCUAGCGCAUGUGUUUCAGACCGAAGCCCUAUGAUUCAUCUUCUUGCUGUUGAAGAAGGUCUGAAAGGCUGAUCUUCAGACACUCUUUUUGGUGCAGAGGAGCCCAGGACUAGGCUACAGCACGGGGCUACCAUUGGGAUACUAAGAAGCUAAAGAACCAUGUUGGAAAGACAAUGGAGCAAGCAGAUAAAUAUGAGAAACGGUGUCCUAUUUACCUAUCUCUGUUUCUCAGACUGCUAGUUGGGAAUCCUGAGAACAGAGUCUACGACAAUACUGGCAAACCGGAGUGUCUUUGCACAGCAGGAAAGACCCAGCAGUUGAAGGUGACAGAUGAUGAUUUGUUAUCUAUUCCUGCAUUCUGAGGAUUUCUUUUUUCUUCUUUUUAAAUAUACUGCUGCACUUCAUUGAGAAUACUUAAGGCUUUGGAAUUCAGCCUGUCUGCUGCUUGUUUGAUUCCAGUCUUUUUGGCACAGAAAAUGGACCUAUCCCAGGUCCCACAAUCUCCUCUUAUUCUUAAUAAAAAAAAAAAAGUUUCAUAGGUUUUUCUUGUACUAAAAGACCUUUUUUUUAAUUUUGAACGGAGCAUUUAAAAAUAAAAAAAAAAAACAUGUCCGUAGAUAAAUUAAAUGCUCCAUUUUUUUCUUAACAUUCCAGUAUGGUAAUGAUGACCCUUUUGAAUGCUGUCUUGUUUUUGCGAUGUAUCGUAAAGAUUUUGGGAAGCGGGCUGCAUGUAGAACACCAGAGAACUGUAUAUCUAGGACCGAACACUGUUCAUUACCUGAAGCAAGGAGGCCAUAGGACGUUACACAAGUUAAAUAGAGAAUCAAAAAAUAGAGAAAAAAAAAACUAAAAAAACUAAAAAAACAGCGUUGAAUCUGGUCACACAUUUGAGGACUUUCUGUGAUAAAAAAAGAAAGCCAUAAAACUGUAGGGCAGUUGAGUUUGUCUUUAAGCCAUUGCAAAGCCAUCACGAAACCAUCCCAAAGCAUCCGGUUCUCUGUGUCUAUUAGUUCUGUUGAUUACUUUCCACCUUUUCCUGAUUGUUUUAUCGUGUUUGCCUGAUUUUCUUUUCUCAAGAGAAAGAAACAGCCUUAAUCAUUUCAGUUUUAUUUUUUACUUGUAUACCUCAAACUUUUUUUUUAGUUCACACUGUAUAAUAUUGUAUAAAAAAAAGCGGUCAGGAAGUGUUUGCCUCUGCCGUUUAUGUUUUAACUGUGCAGUCUGUUCUUAUCCAUACCUAACAGGCAUGCUCAGCGUGAGGUCACUGGGGUCACACUGGCAACACUGUAACAAAAUCCAAGGUACUAGUGUGAGCCCUCCACAGAUUGCUGCAAUGAUCCCAGCUCCCCCGCAACGGGCUGGAAGCAGCAAGAGUCUGACUACAAAGGUUCAGCUGGCUGUGGGUUAAGCCAUGGCUCUAACUAGUUUCCUUCCCCAAAAUGUGAAGAAAUGUGUGUUUGAAUAGGAAAGGAAAAUCUGUACGGGUUGGCUCUGACAUUGAUCAAAUCACCCCUCUUGCAUACAGGCCACAAACACCACUUUCACAUUGGUUAGGUACAAGGACUGUGGUUUGGUAUAAGGACUCUAGAUAUAUACUGUAUGAAGUACUGUAUUUUUCUUUUGCUCCCAAAAGUUUGAAGCUGUUGAUGCUUUACCAUUCACACUGUAUAUCUCCAGAUACAGUGUAAGUAUUAUGGGGUUAGUUAGAAAUGAAUCUGAACAAACACAGAGGACAUCAAGUCUGUUCAAGCAAUGUGGUUUGAAAAAAUGAACAAGGGGCACACCUUUUGAAGCAGGUACUGUAUGGCCCUGAUUCACAAAGCAGAGCAUUUUUUGAUGAUCGUUCUAGACUGCUGUUGACGAUGGUUUUGCAAAGCUCUAGAACAGCUUGCUGAAUUUUAUAAAAGUAUUUUCUUUUUCAAAACCGAAAAAAAGUUUAAGUCAAAUCACAGAAAUGGAUUGACUUAUCAUUUCACGUUUGUUGUCUUGACGGCCCAGUGUACUGUUUUAUUACAGUGUUGCAGUUUUUUCCCCCCAAAAAUCAUCUAAAAUCCACGCUGAUGGGACUGACUGAGCAUGCUGCCACACAACCUCAUCAACGUUUGUUUUGCGAGCUUCCAUUUAUCGAAAAACAAAGGGUGGUCGAAAGCAAUUUCCAUUUCAAACAUUCUAUGCAAUGAUAUAUAUUUACUGUUAAUAUUUAAUACCACUAUGAAAGUUGUGUUUAAGAAUACAAUGAAAUUGUGUUACCGAGGAACAAAAAAAAAAAAAGGAUAGUUUGUAUUUAGCGACUUGGUCUGUAUGAAGUGUAUUUAUUGAAUUGAGUUUUUUAUUUUAGUGGCAUGUUUGAGCCCCCUCCCGCUCUCCUCCAUGGUUGCCAAAGGGGUAAACAUAUAGCCUGUCAUUAUUGUCCUCCAUACUGUAGUUUCAAGCAUGGGUCGCUAGGUAAAAUAUGUUGCACGUCCUCAUUCAGUCUUAGUGUAGUGGGGUAAUUAGUGCUCUUCAGUACUGCCAGGAUAUGCACUUGUUAUUGAAAUUAGCAGUAAAAACACGCAUACAAACACGCAAACUCUGCAGGUUUUGUAUCCUCUGCUUGUAUUCAAAAUCUCUUGAAGUGUACGAUCAUUUUUCCAACUCUGCUGGUGUCAGCAGAAACAAAUAAAUACAUUAUAUAGACCUUCCACGCUCCAGGAGGUACAAACACCAUUUUAUCAGUCUAGAUCAUUAGUAUCAAUAAAAAUCAUAUGUACUGUAGUAUGAAAAUAACGACACUUGCUCUGAUUAGAGUAUUGGAGAAAGCAAGCAGCAUGCCGCACGGGAUAUGAUUGGGUAUUAAACCCAAUUCAAGAACAAAGAUCUCUUCAACACAAUGAAAGGAGGAGCAGUGAUAUUGUUGGUAAUGGAAUAACAGGGUUUGAUUCAGUGGGUGUGUAGCAAUGGAUUUUAUUAGGAGGCUGUAUUUUAACACAGUAAAUUGUCUAUAGUUUUCGGAAAGGAACAGUUAAUGGUGGAUAAAACAAGAAGCACAUGUAUACAGUAGGGUUAUACUGACAGGGUCUUUAUAAUUGAUUAUACAGGGGGUCAGUCAGCCCUAUCUGUAGCUAUACAGUGCUGAUGAAUGAGGCUCCACUAGUAUAGCCAUACAAGGGCAGCAUGCCGUGGAUUGAAAGACUCACAGGGUUCCAGUAGCAAAGCAGGCAUGUAGCGCUACUGUAUGUUCUGCUUGCUGUAUCAUUCCAGACAGAAGUGUAUACUGCCCCCUAGUGCUGCUUCUACUGUAUGAAUAACAGUUCAGAGCUGCAUUCAAGGAUUAGCCAAGUACAUUUUUUCUAAUUUCCACUCACCCAAGCCAUUAAUCAGUUACACAUUCUAACACGCAGCAUGUAUCCCUUUAUUUUGAUGAGUUUUAGUUCUCAUGCUGCUAAAAUGUAACCUCAUUGUAUAGUGUGUAGUAUUUAGUGCAGGUGUGUUUUUGAUCCCAUGCCAGUAGUGGUCUGUGGGAAAAUGUUGAAGCUGCAAGGGGUGACAUCUUAAAAGCAAAUCUUGGGUCCACACUGAACUAUAUAACAGAAUGUGAGCAUAGUGUGUUUUUCCAUCUCUCUCUGCCUGUAUGAUGGGAUGCUACUGAAUUUCCUUAGCUUCUCCUGAGUAGCACAUUACAGUACCUUGGAGCCUCAUAUUUGGCCAUUCCUGUUGAUAAGGAUAUUACAUACUCUAUUAAAAAUAAUAUAGAUGCUUGAUAAAUGAUUAUAAGGAAGAACAAAAUAACCAUUUACUGCACAAAAGCAAACUAGCAAUAGUAAGUCUCAUUUUGCAUGUACUUUUUUUUUUUUUUUAUAUAAUUUGUAAAGGAAUAAGGGUCAAUAAAGCCUUCAGUAUUACAGACCUACUCUUCAGAAAACAGUCGAGGCAGAAUGUUUCUGUCCAAUAACAAGUGCAUAGCCACAUGCCACCAAAUCCUUAGCACACAACUGAAAAUACUUGGCAACCAUCUUCACUGUAAAUAAAAACUCAAAACUGUACAGCGUGUAAAUCUCAUGUGUACAGCGAUCAUUGGCGUGGGUCAUCGUUUAUGUCCUGGCCCAGCCGACCUGCCAAUUUGUGCUUUUGUGUAUAAAACAAACAAACAAACAAAAACAGCAUUGUGCAGUGUGGCUGGCUCGUAUAGACUGUUGAAAAACAAAAUAACUUGUAUUCAGAAACAUACUGGUCUGUGUAGAGUUUCUAUACAUGUCGUGUUUGUAAAAUAAGAAAACUUCCUUAAAGUAAACUUGGCUUCCAUGUCAUUGUAUGGGGGGGUUGGAUGUAAAAAAAUAAAAAAUAAAAAAAAAAAAGAUAAAGAAAAGAAGAACAAAAAACCGAUUUUAAAAAGUUACAUUCACUGUUGUAAGUGCAGUGAGCUAUCUCACGUGUAUCCAUUGUAAAGCUGUGUGUGUGUUUCAAUGUAUUCUCGUAAACAGUUGUAGUAAUUUGGUGCAUCAUGUCAUGUAAUGUGAUUAAUGUGAUAAUUACCCUACAAUACAUUUCCGUCAGGAACGAAUAAAUAAAAAAUUUAUUCUGGAGUGGUUAUUCAUAAGAUGAAGCGUGGCAACCUCAGCAGGACAGCUGGAGAUUCAAAAUGACACCACCUACAGUCCCUGUAAAAGUUCCCCAUAGUAAAAGCACGGUGAAGCAUAGGUAAGCAUGGUAAAGAGUAGUGAGGUAUAGUAAAGCAUAAAAAUAAACAAGGCAAACCUUGGUGAACUACAAUAAAUGCACAGUCUAACUGUGGGAAAAUCAUGGGGAAAAUACUGAGCACAAAUUCAAUGGUUAUGCAAUCCCACCUUGGCAAGCCCAUGCAGAUGAAGAUGACAUAUUUACCUUUAAAGCACCUGGAUACUUCCGAUUAUACAGCAACACACGCUUUUUCGAAACCUCCAGCAUAUAUAGAGCAUCGUGACUUACAUGUAAUGUAUGUGGAUUGCAUAAAAAUGUCAGUGUAAAAUAAAAGAUGGAUAGAGAAAUAGGUUCUAUAGCCUUAAUAAACUUUGGUAAGAAAUGUGCUAAUCCAACUUUCAUCACAACUGGAUAAGCGAUGCUCUCGACUUAUGUAAAAAUGUCCAUGUGACAUACAGUACAGACGGACUACUAGGAUAUCCAUCCCCUGCAGGGAAAAAAGUGCAUGAAAAGGAAUGAAAGAAAACAUGCUCUCAGAUCUUAUGCCGAAGUAAUAUUUCUAUUUUCUAUUAUAUUAUAUAGACUUUUGAUUUUGCCCCCUAUUUAACCCAUUUAGCCCUGCCAUCAGAAAUCAUGUCAUGCCAUCAGAAAUCAUGUUGGAACCUCACGGGACUCCUAGCUCCCAGUCUG